Leptopilina heterotoma is the source of this 1057-nucleotide messenger RNA. RefSeq lists its product as uncharacterized. The record is from RefSeq and is a predicted model, not a curated record. The transcript has 2 exons. Gene Ontology annotation, biological process: DNA damage response. Gene Ontology annotation, molecular function: metalloendopeptidase activity; single-stranded DNA binding; polyubiquitin modification-dependent protein binding. NCBI's taxonomy places the organism in Eukaryota, Metazoa, Arthropoda, Insecta, Hymenoptera, Figitidae. Bases 116 to 1057 code for a protein of 313 amino acids. Gene Ontology annotation, cellular component: nucleus.
UUUUUUUUUUUUUUUUUUAUACCCCCCUUAAAUUUAGUUUGGAUCUAUUUAACUUUUACCCCCACUUUUCCACCUUGUGCCACCUCUGUCCAACCGCUAUCUGUCAACACCUGCUAUGUCUCGUCGCUCUAAUCGACUUGUUCGAACACGCUCCAGUGGGGUCGCCGACUUCUGUAUGCUACCUUACGCAUACCGUGAUCGCUCUCGCGUUCCUGCUGCUAACCGACCUGAUUUAUUCGCCAUCUUUAAUCGCCUCGACCAGAUUUUCUACAACGGUAGACUACGUUCAGCAGGAUUUACCUUCUCCUAUUCGUAUGGCAGGAAUAACUGCGGGUUAGCAACUUUUGGUUCCCGGGUAGUAACAAUAAGCAUUCCGUUACACUGCAGUCACGACGACAUCCUGGAUGAAGAUGCCAUCAUCCGCACACUUCUACAUGAAGUUAUUCAUAUUUACAUUUUCCAGCAUUUCCGAAACGACGUUGAUAACUUUGAGCCGCAUGGGCCCACCUUUAUGCGGGAGAUGCGACGCAUCAAUCGCGUGGGGAGGGUCCAUGGGCUACAAACCUCUGUGGGGCAGGACGUAGACAACAUCAUCUUCGAGCGGAACCAUCCUUAUAGGUGGCUUUGUCAAACUUGUGGUUUCGUUGCGCGAUUCUCCAUUAAUCAACCUCCUGGAUUUCUUCGUGGACGUCAUCCGUGGCCCGUUAAGAAUUGCGAGGACCUCCCAAUACUGGUAUACCCACACGGUCCCCCAUGGGACACGGGGCCGAGAUACGCUCGGCCAACGUCGGUGACCAAGAUGUUCUGGUCACCUACCGAUUCCGCAAGGCCGGUAAGAACCAUUGCGGACCCUCGGUUUGGGCCGGGACCUUUCCAAUCCCUAACGGCUAUGCAGGCCGCUACCCGAGUUGAGACCGCAACUCACACGUCGAGGAGGAUGAGAGUGGGCGAUCCUGAUGGCGCGAAAGCACCCAAUAGACCGCCCUCUCCCAAGAACUCCUCUAGCCUCAAGCGAUGUAGGCUGUUAACCACUGCCACCACGAGUCCAACCCAAUGA